AUGCCGACAAGCACACCUUUGAACACAAGCACUGGCAACACUCAAGUAGAUGAAAGUGCCGCCGAUACUGAAGUGAAUGAUGAAACUGAUGACGAAGCACAAGGGGAUGAAGAUGGUGGGCAAUCAGAGAUCAUGGUACCUCAGCCACCUUACGUUGGGCAGAGAUUUGAAUCGUUCGCAAAGGCAAAGGAAUUCUACCAGACAUAUGCAAAGUUCCAUGGAUUUGCGGUCAACACCGAAUACCAUAGGAAAAUUAAGAAAACUAAUGAGUACAACAGAGGAAUGGUCCAGAUACUAUCACUCAUCCACAGCAAAAAAGGGACUUUGAGUAGCAUGCCCUACAUACCAGCUGACGUCACAAACCUAAAGGCAAAGUACCGUAGAGAGAGAAAGUUGGCUGACAUAGAGGCCACAAUGGCCUACUUCGAUGAGAAAGCGAAGGAAGAUCCAGAUUUCUUCUACCGGAUAAGAUUGGACCAUGAGGACCGUGUCAGGAACAUGUAUUGGGUGGAUGGUGCUGCAAGAAGAGCCUACAAACAUUUCCGAGAUUGCAUUUCAUUCGACGCGACAUAUCUCACUAAUAUGUACAAGAUGCCAUGCGCUCCAUUCAUAGGAAUAAAUAACCACAAUCAGUCGUUGCAGUUCGGAUGCAGGCUCGUUCGGAACGAAGAUACGGAUGGGUACGUUUGGCUGUUCAAGACCUUCUUGGAGUGCAUGGGUGGACUUGCUCUGAUGAACAUAAUAACAUACCAGGAUUUUAGCAUGCGUGCAGGCAUAGAGGAGGUCUUUCCGUUGGCAGUGCACAUGCACUGCAGGUGGCACAUUAUAAAGAAGGCUGAGGAGACACUAGGACCGUUCUUUGCUGACCGUCCAGACCUGCACAAGGCAUUCGAGCUGUGCGUGGACCACAGCUUGACGGUGGAGGAGUUUGAAAGGAGCUGGAUGGCUAUGAUUGAAAGAUAUCAAGUCCAAGUCCACGAGACGCUUGCUAUCUUGUGGGAGAAGCGAAUGUACUGGGUGCCGGCCUACUUCAUGCAGUGCUUCUUCCCGUUUCUGCAGACUACACAGCGCAGUGAGGGGUUCAAUGCUGUUUUGAAGCGGUACGUGAGCCCUGGCAACUCAUUACUACAGUUUGCCAAGCAGUACACCGCUUUGCAACAAAAAAUACUGGGAUCCGAGCUACAGCAAGAAGCAAACACCGCGCUCAAGCAGCCAAAAUUGCUAACGUAUUUACCAAUGGAGAGGCAGAUGAGCAAGAUAUACACCAACACGAUUUUAACAA
This is a messenger RNA of Aegilops tauschii subsp. strangulata, 1282 nucleotides long. Lineage: Eukaryota; Viridiplantae; Streptophyta; Magnoliopsida; Poales; Poaceae. The record is from RefSeq and is a predicted model, not a curated record.